Gregarina niphandrodes is the source of this 1506-nucleotide messenger RNA. RefSeq names its product putative peptidylprolyl isomerase. The transcript has 2 exons. The record is from RefSeq and is a predicted model, not a curated record. Lineage: Eukaryota; Apicomplexa; Conoidasida; Eugregarinorida; Gregarinidae. The coding region runs from base 1 to 1506 and encodes 501 amino acids.
AUGGCAAGGGGCCGUCACCAAAAGGAUAAGUUGUACCUGAUUCAUGGCGAGCUGUCCUGCAGCGCCAAGCCGAGUACUGAGGACCGACGCGUGGCGGUGGUUCCUUUCGACUAUUGCAAGCUCCGACUGAAACCGUUCGACCCGGCAGAGCAGGUCUUGUCUGACAAGUCUGGUUACUUCUUUGAGAAAGAAGAGUUGUUAGCCUGGUUAAGUGACUACGGCAAGAAUCCGGUGACGGGAGAAGCUGCGAGCCAGAGGGAUUUUUUCACCGUACAGAUCACGCGUGAUGAGCAAGGCAAUCCAUGCUGUCCGGUGACUGGCAAGCGGUACGGUAUGGGUGACAGUUACCUGGUGAAUAAGCGGAAUGGCAAUUUGUACUGUGACAGUGUGAUUUCCGAAUUGUGUCGAAAGACGGGCUGCUGGGUUGAUCCGGUGGACGGCACUGAUAUGAAGCUGAAGAAGGAUUUGGUGAAGCUGCCGCAGGACACAUUUGGCGUUCUUGAGGAGCGUCAAAACUUAGUAAAAAAGAAAGGACGAAGAAAAGGUAACUCCUCGGCUGCAGAACCUACUCCGGAUGGUCCUGUCGAAAAAAACUCCAGGACACUGGGGACUGGACGGGAACGAUCGGGGUUGGCAAAGCGGGUGCUGAGUGAGUUGGAAAACAGCACAGAGAAUUACGGCGAGAAAUUGGCCAAGUUAUUGCGACGACCAGGUGAUGGUGGACGGGAGGGGUAUUUGGACCCCAUUUCGGGUGAGUUAAAGAAGGUGAAGAGUAGGUUAUUUUCGACAGGUAUAGCUGCACAAUCGGUCACCAGCACCUUGGUUAGUAGUGAGGGCUCGAAUCAGAGUAUGCAGACCAUGACAUCGCGAGAAUACCGCAGUCUAUGGUACGACUGUGUUAGAAGAAGUAAAAAGAAUCUUUACAUUACUUUCGACACCAUGAUAGAUGAAUCUUUGAGAUGUGUUUUCUAUGCACAUAAAACGCCUGAAAACUCCCACCAAGUAUUGAUCAAUGCUACCAAGAACUACUACACGAUCUUCCACCCGGUAACGUUCAACCAAUCCCCCGCUCUCUUGUUAACGGAGCACACUGAGCACUUUGAUGACAUAGAGGAAGAAUUGACGAAGCUUGAAAAACCUAACAAUCACAUUCGCGCUGGUACGAUUUUGUUAUGGAAAGAACAUGAUCACCUAAUCAGCCAGUCGGAUGUGUCAAAGAGUUUUCUGAUGAAGCAGAGAGUUUCCAGCGAUUCCCCAAUACGGUCCGGUUUGCUUUUCACGACUCGAGGAUGUCUUGUUGACGACGAAAUGCAUUUGACAAUUUUGGGAUGUUGUGGCGAUGUGCCGACGUUGGAAAAAAUUGCGCGGAAAAUAUCUAAGGGAAAGGCUUCUGGGGGAGAGGCCGUUUCAAAGAAAGAGGCCUCUUCUUGCGGGUUGCGUGGUGCGUGUAUUCAUGAGAAUCCGUUUGUUGGUGCGGAGAAGCAAGCGAUUAGCACUUGUUUGUAG